AUGGAUCCGGCUACUUCCCACCUGUGGGGUAGUCGGCGAAGUCCACUGGACGACAUCAUGCCUCCCUUGGUCACUGGCUUGAUCCUCUGCUUCCCCUGCGAUGCCGCCAACCGCACACGGCUCCUAGAGGUUCUCAACAAGGCAGUGGAAGAUCUCGUUCGCGAGUCGCCGUCCCUCGCGGGCAGGGUGACUCGCAACGAAUCCGAGAACCAAUCCGCAGACGGCCUCCGCCCAGGCCAGCUACUGCUCCAGAUCCCAGAACCUCUCCAUGCUCCCAAGGUCAUAGUCAACGAUUUGACCGAGUCGCAUGAAUACAACUACCGCGAGCUCAUCGACGCAGGUGUGCCCAUGAGCAAGCUCGACAGCAAGAUCUUUGCCCCCCAGAUAGGCGUCGCCACAACCGCCAACGUCGUGGACUUCCGGGCCAACUUCAUCACCGGAGGAUGCCUCCUCACAAUCUGCAAAGCCAGUGAACAUCUCCCCAGCAGAAUCUUGGCCGAUGAUAUACCGGCAUCACUACGCCCGCUCGUCCCCGCGUCCGAGUACGCUGACCGCAAACCUCGACCGGAGCUCUGGCGCGUCCUAGGCCUUGACUGGCGUCCCAAAGAGGAGGCGCCGGCCGAACCGCCCUUCAUCUUGGCGUCCGAAACCUCCAUCAAGAUGUUCAAAAUGUCCGCAUCCGCCCUCGCAAGUGUGAAGCGCCUCGCCACGUCCGUCGAUGCCGGAGCCGGGUGGGUUUCGACCAACGACGCCCUCGUCGCCUUUCUGUGGACGGCCGUGAUGCGUGCGCGUUUCCCGGAGGGUGCGAUCCACGGGCGCAAGACGUCGUCGUACGUAUCCGUCGCGAUAAACGGGCGCAAGGGCCUCGAGGUCCCGGCGGAGUGGCCCGGUAACGUCGUCUUCUGCUGCAUGACGGAGCUUCCUCUGGACGUCCUGACGGCCCCCGUCGAUGAUGAUGGCGCCAACAACUUGCCGCUCGUCGCGCAGAGCAUCCGGCGGCGCGUGGCGGAAGACCGGGAACCUGGCCUGCUGAGAGAUGCCGUCGCGCUGGCGGCGUGCAUACCGGACGUGCGACAGCUUGGAAACGCGUUUCGCAGCUGGCUCGACGAGGACCUGGUGACGACUUCGCUAGUGGAUCUCCCAUUUCACGAGCUGGAUUUCGGCUCGGCCUUUUCUGGGGGCGCAGCGGACGGGGUUGGUAGUGCGGAGGCCUUCAGGAUGCCGGCAGGGCAUUUUGCCGGUAUUUGCUGCAUGCAGCCUCGGCUGCCGGACGGAUCUGUGGAGUUUGUCGUGUCAAUGAAGCCCAAUGAGAUGGCCAGGCUUGAGAGUGAUCGCCUCUUCCAGCUUCACAGCACUUUCGUAUCGGAAUGA
Messenger RNA from Colletotrichum phormii, 1371 nucleotides. RefSeq lists its product as uncharacterized. The record is from RefSeq and is a predicted model, not a curated record. Lineage: Eukaryota; Fungi; Ascomycota; Sordariomycetes; Glomerellales; Glomerellaceae. Gene Ontology annotation, molecular function: acyltransferase activity, transferring groups other than amino-acyl groups. The transcript is spliced from 2 exons. Gene Ontology annotation, biological process: secondary metabolite biosynthetic process. Bases 1 to 1371 code for a protein of 456 amino acids.